GCGGCCCCUCCCCCUCCCGCGCUCCCUCCUCCCCGCGCUCCUCCCGCCGCCUCCUCCUUUCUCUCCCGAUCUGUCUCGGGGCCCGGGAAUCCACCCGGCCUGCGCGCCGGAGCGGCCCGGCCGCCGUCUGCUGCCCGCCGGCCCAGAACACAGCAGCUCAGGGAAUUGAAGGGACGUUCCCAGCUAUGAGAGGGCGAAGCAGGACUUGAAGCCAGCCCGCAGACCUUGGCUCCGUCCCUACUUGGCCGAUGAGGACACCGCGGGCCAGAGAAGUGAAGUGACGUGCUCGCUGCCGCCCCCCGCUGGCCGAGGUCGAUACCCCAGCCAGGACCAUGGGCAGCAACAAGAGCAAGCCCAAGGAGGCCGGCCAGCGGCGCCGCAGCCUGGAGCCCGCCGAGACCACCCAUGGGCCGGCCAGUGCCUUCCCCAGCGCCCAGACGCCCAGCAAGCCCGCGCCCACUGACGGCCACCGCGGUGCCAACGCGGCCUUCACCCCCGCGGCCGCCGAGCCCAAGCUGUUUGGGGGCUUCAACUCCUCGGACACCGUCACCUCCCCGCAGAGGGCAGGGCCGCUGGCUGGGGGCGUGACCACCUUUGUGGCGCUCUACGACUACGAGUCCAGGACGGAGACCGACUUGUCCUUCAAGAAAGGGGAGCGGCUGCAGAUCGUCAACAACACGAGGAAAGUGGACGUCAGCCAGACCUGGUUCACAUUCAGAUGGCUGCAAAGAGAGGGGGACUGGUGGCUGGCCCACUCGCUGAGCACCGGGCAGACCGGCUACAUCCCCAGCAACUACGUGGCCCCGUCCGACUCCAUCCAGGCUGAGGAAUGGUACUUCGGCAAGAUCACCAGGCGGGAGUCGGAGCGGUUACUGCUCAACUCGGAGAACCCCAGGGGGACCUUCCUGGUCCGGGAAAGCGAGACCACGAAAGGCGCCUACUGCUUGUCCGUGUCUGACUUCGACAACGCCAAGGGCCUCAACGUGAAGCACUACAAGAUCCGAAAGCUGGACAGCGGCGGCUUCUACAUCACCUCCCGCACCCAGUUCAGCAGCCUGCAGCAGCUGGUGGCCUACUACUCCAAGCACGCCGACGGCCUGUGCCACCGACUCACCGCUGUGUGCCCCACGUCCAAGCCGCAGACGCAGGGCCUGGCCAAGGACGCCUGGGAGAUCCCCCGGGAGUCACUGCGGCUGGAGGUCAAGCUGGGCCAGGGCUGCUUCGGAGAGGUGUGGAUGGGCACGUGGAACGGCACCACCCGCGUGGCCAUCAAGACCUUGAAGCCCGGCACCAUGUCCCCGGAGGCCUUCCUGCAGGAGGCGCAGGUGAUGAAGAAACUGCGGCACGAGAAGCUGGUGCAGCUGUACGCGGUGGUGUCUGAGGAGCCCAUCUACAUCGUCACUGAGUACAUGAGCAAAGGGAGCCUGCUGGACUUCCUCAAGGGUGAGACAGGCAAGUACCUGCGGCUUCCUCAGCUGGUGGACAUGGCCGCGCAGAUCGCCUCGGGCAUGGCGUACGUGGAGCGGAUGAACUACGUGCACCGGGACCUGCGCGCCGCCAACAUCCUGGUGGGUGAGAACCUCGUGUGCAAAGUGGCCGACUUCGGGCUGGCGCGGCUCAUCGAAGACAAUGAGUACACGGCCCGGCAAGGCGCCAAGUUCCCCAUCAAGUGGACAGCCCCCGAAGCUGCCCUCUACGGCCGUUUCACCAUCAAGUCGGACGUGUGGUCAUUUGGCAUCCUGCUGACCGAGCUGACCACCAAGGGCCGGGUGCCGUAUCCGGGGAUGGUGAACCGGGAGGUGCUGGACCAGGUGGAGCGGGGCUACCGGAUGCCGUGCCCGCCCGAGUGCCCCGAGUCCCUGCACGACCUCAUGUGCCAGUGCUGGCGGAAGGAGCCCGAGGAGCGGCCCACCUUCGAGUACCUGCAGGCCUUCCUGGAGGACUACUUCACGUCCACCGAGCCCCAGUACCAGCCCGGGGAGAACCUAUAGGGCGCGGCCACCCGGCCGGACCAGACGCCCAGCGGCCCCCGGACCGGCGACCCCUGCUGCGGCUUGUCGCCGGUGCCCGCCGCUGAGCCUCUAGGAGGGACACGGAAGGGCCGGGCCGGGGACAGCCGCGAGGGUGGGGACCAAGGCUGGCACUGGGAGCGUGACCGGCACCCUGCCAGCCACCCGAGUCCUCCUGGCGGCCCUUGCUAGGCGCCCCCCGUCGCCCACCGCUCGGGAAGAGCUGCAGAGAGAGGCUGGGCGCUCCAUCCCCGUGGGCCCGCGAGCUGGACACCCCGUCCUCCCGCCCGUCUCCGCAGCUGGCCCAAGAGCCUUUCCAAAGAGGGGGGCGGCGCCCUGCGCCCUGCCCUGCCGCCUGCCCGUCGUCACCCGGGUCCGGAACAUCUGUUGGUGGGAGCCGUGGGGUCCAGGGGUCGAGACCUGACCCAGCGGUGGGUGGGGGUCGGGAGCCCCCCUCACACCCUGGCUUUCCUGGACCCGAGGGACCGUCGGACCUCUGAGAGCCCUUGCCCUCCCGCUGCCCUGGAGAGUGGAGUCCAGAAACGUGCUGUGACUGCCCAGGGCCCCGCAGUGCAGGGUGGAGGUGGGACUGGACGACGGUGCACCCGUCUUCCUCAGGACCCCCCAGGAUGGUCCUCGGAGGCCCACUGAACAGACUGGGCCCACCAGGGUGGGGCCUGGGGAGGGCGCCCCCCUCCAGCAGGGCUGAUCGCUGGCCGAGUGGGAAUGGCUGGGGCAGGGGCCAGAUUUCGGCUUGGGGAGCUCCAGCUCUAGGCCGGCCAGCAGAAACCCGAGACCGGGUGGCCAGAAGGCCCGUGGGCUCCCAGCCCCCUCCAACCUUUGUCCACGUCAUUUCCUGCUCCCUGCCCCUGCUGGAGGAGCCCCUCCCCCGUCUCGGGAGUAGGAACGGGGGUGCCUAGUCUGGGGGGAGGACGCAGGGUCUCCAGCCAGGCGGCAGGACAGACUGGUAGCCUUGGGUGACCUCAGCUUCCUCUGUGGAUGCCGGUCCGUGCGCCCCCACCCAGUGGCUCGUGCUGGUCCAGACACUCAGCCCGCCUCCCUGGGCUCCAUGUCGGGGGGCAGUCCGUGGGCAUCUUGCCAAGUGCCCCUUUGUCUGUGUGUCAUUGUGUGUGCGUGUGCGUGCGCGUGCCUUCGUGUGUGUUCAUAUUUAACAUGUAAAAAUGCCCCGACUAUGUUCCAGACACGUACAUUUCACCCCCUCCGGGGCCCCCACUUAGCAAUAACCGUCCUGCUGUGGGUUCUCAGCCAGCCGGGCCCUGCUCCUGGCGCCCCGAGUGAAACCCCGAGUCCUCCUUCCACGGCGCCUGUGGCCUGAGGCUUGUGUACCUGCACGGCCAGACAGACCUGGGCUGGCUGAGACCAGGCUCACGAGCCCGUCCACUGCCCCAGGCCCUUUGUACAAGGUGUCUGGAUACUGUCCUUUGUUUUUGUUUGUUUGUUCGUUUAGUUUUGUUUGUUUUUUAAAUAACAGUGUUUUGUAGAUUUCAGAUGACUAUGCAGAGGCCUGUAGACCCCCCCGGCUCUGGGCAUGGCCUUGGGGUCCUGCAUCCCAGGGCCCAGACUUUGGGGGUGGGGGUGGGUGGUCCAGAGUCCGUUGUAAAUGCUUUGCAUAUUGUCUGAUUAAACACCAACAGACCUCA
Molecule: messenger RNA, 3670 nt
Organism: Sorex araneus (European shrew)
Lineage: Eukaryota; Metazoa; Chordata; Mammalia; Eulipotyphla; Soricidae
Gene: SRC
Product: SRC proto-oncogene, non-receptor tyrosine kinase
Exons: 16
Coding region: 333-1991 (552 amino acids)
Biological process (GO): epidermal growth factor receptor signaling pathway; negative regulation of extrinsic apoptotic signaling pathway; negative regulation of intrinsic apoptotic signaling pathway
Cellular component (GO): extrinsic component of cytoplasmic side of plasma membrane
Molecular function (GO): ATP binding; non-membrane spanning protein tyrosine kinase activity; growth factor receptor binding
Source: RefSeq, a predicted model, not a curated record